GCACAAACCGGCCGGAGCAGAUUGCAGAAUCAAAGGGCUGCUUUGAACCAGCAGAUCCUGAAAGCCGUGCGGAUGAGGACAGGAGCAGAAAACCUUCUGAAAGCAGCCACGAACCACAAGGUGCGGGAGCAAGUGCGCUUGGAGCUCAGCUUCGUCAACUCAGACCUGCAGAUGCUCAAGGAAGAGCUGGAGGGGCUCAACAUCUCAGUGGGAGUCUAUCAGAGCACAGAGGAGGCAUUUACGAUUCCCCUGAUUCCUCUUGGCCUGAAGGAAACCAAAGAUGUUGACUUUUCAGUCGUCCUCAAGGAUUUUAUCCUGGAACAUUACAGUGAAGAUAGCUAUCUAUAUGAAGAUGAAAUAGCAGAUCUUAUGGAUCUGAGACAAGCUUGUCGCACGCCCAGCCGAGAUGAGGCCGGGGUUGAACUGCUGAUGACUUACUUCAUCCACCUGGGUUUUGUUGAGAGUAGAUUCUUCCCACCCACCCGACAGAUGGGACUCUUGUUUACCUGGUAUGACUCCUUCACUGGAGUUCCAGUCAGCCAGCAGAACCUCCAUCUGGAGAAGGCCAGCAUUCUGUUUAACAUCGGAGCCCUUUAUACCCAGAUCGGGACACGGUGCAACAGGCGGACACAAGCUGGGCUGGAAAGUGCUGUGGAUGCCUUCCAGAGAGCUGCAGGUGUUUUAAACUACCUGAAAGAAACAUUUACUCAUACCCCGAGUUAUGACAUGAGCCCCGCCAUGCUCAGCGUGCUUGUCAAAAUGAUGCUCGCACAAGCCCAAGAAAGCGUGUUUGAGAAAAUCAACCUUCCUGGGAUCCGGAAUGAGUUCUUCAUGCUGGUAAAGGUGGCUCAGGAGGCUGCCAAGGUGGGAGAGGUGUACCGGCAGCUGCACACAGCUAUGAGCCAGGCACCAGUGAAAGAGAAUAUCCCCUAUUCCUGGGCCAGCCUGGCCUGUGUGAAGGCCCACCACUAUGCAGCCCUGUCCCACUACUUCACCGCCACCCUCCUCAUCGACCACCAGUUGAAGCCUGGUGCCGAUGAGGACCAUCAGGAGAAGUGCCUGUCACAGCUCUAUGACCACAUGCCAGAGGGGCUGACGCCGUUGGCCACACUGAAAAACAACCAGCAGCGCCGACAGCUGGGAAAGUCCCACCUGCGCCAAGCCAUUGCCCAUCACGAGGAGUCCAUGAGGGAGGCCAACCUGUGCAAGAAGCUGCGCAGCAUCGAGGUGCUCCAGGAGGUGCUCUCUGCGGCACACCAGCGCUCGCAGCUCAAGUAUGCUGAGCACCAGGAAGAUGAUGACCUUCUGAACUUGAUCGAUGCUCCCGACGUUGUUUCUAAAACUGAGCAAGAGGUUGAAAUUAUAUUGCCCCAGUUCUCUAAGGUGACAGCAACAGACUUCUUCCAGAAGCUGGGUCCCUUGUCUGUGUUUUCGGCUAACAAGAGGUUGACACCUCCUCGAAGCAUUCACUUUACUGCAGAAGAAGGGGACUUGGGGUUCACCUUGAGAGGGAACAGCCCAGUUCAAAUUUACUUCCUGGAUCCUAACUGUUCUGCCGCACUGGCAGGAGCCAAGGAAGGAGAUUAUAUUGUUUCCAUUCAAGAUGUGGAUUGUAAGUGGCUGACAGUGAGUGAGGUUAUGAAACUGCUGAAGGGCUUUGGCGAGGACAAGAUUGAGAUGAAGGUCGUGAGCCUCCUGGAUUCCACUUCAUCCAUGCAUAAUAAGUGUGCCACCUACUCAGUGGGAAUGCAGAAAACUUACUCCAUGAUCUGCUUGGCCAUAGAUGAUGAUGAUAAAACUGAAAAAACCAAGAAAAUUUCAAAAAAGCUUUCCUUUUUGAGUUGGGGCACCAAUAAGAACCGACAGAAGUCAGCCAGCACCUUGUGUCUCCCGUCGGUUGGGGUCGUAAGGCCUCAAAUCAAGAAGAAGCUCCCUUCUCCUUUCAGCCUUCUCCACUCUGACAGUUUUUUGUACUAACGUGAAGAAACAAAUGUUUAGGCCCAGAACGUUUCCGGUGCUGACUAAAAUUUCUGCCAUAAUGGAAAAUUUCUAAAUAUUCUCAAAUCCCAUUUUCUCAGCAGUAAGUUUUUGCAUUUGAUGUGUUUUUAUGAAUGGAAGUAACAGAAACCUCUAGAAAUUUGUGGAAAACAAACUUAUUUGAAGUGUCACUAUAUUGCUGCAAGUUAUUUAUUAUAUAAUGUAUUGUAAAUAGAACAGUGUUGAAAAUAUGACUGUUUUUAAUGGUUACAAUUAUGACUUUCAGUCACUAUUAAAUUGGGGUUACCUAUAUUAGUACUAUUUGUCAAAGUUCCCAGGUUUGGGUAAUAACCAUUCCUUAUAAUCUAGAAUUCAGAUGACCCCUGACUUAAGGCAGGUCAGAAGACUAGGAUAGAAUUAAAUUAACUAAAAACUUCCAAAGAGCUGCUUCCUAAUGGGAAUUUAUUAACUAAAAUGACAGGAUUUAAAUAUUUCUACACAAUAUGAAUGCUAUUUCCAGAUAAACUCUAGUGCCAAAUUUGUUUUAUUAAAUAACAAUUUAGGAGCAGCUUUUCUUCUAGUUUGAUGUCAUUUAAAAGUUGCUAACACAGUGGCAGUGUUAGAGGAAGAUGCUGUCUACAAGGUAGAUAAUAUACUGUUUGAUACUCAAAACAUUUUUCAUUUUGUUUAAGUAGAAAGUACAUAAUUGUAUAUUUUAAGACUCGGGUAAAAAAGGGGUUUUAUAUUUUACAAGGUAGAGAUGUAAAUGAUUCAAGUUUAAAGCUCUAUUUGACUUUCUUACCAACUGAUUUCGCUUGCUAUAAGUUGGAUGACACAGUGACUAAUAAGAUUCACUGUUGACAUAGUACAAGUUACAUAGCUAAAAAAUAUAGCAUGAAAUCUAAUUCUGAGAAUUAACUGGAAUUUAAAUAUUUUCUAUUGUGCAAUAUCUUAAGGGAACCACCUUUGGAAAAGUGUAUCCACUGCUCCUUGGGCCAAAGUUCUAUAAAUAUUUAAAUAAACACAUUCAUUUACCUGAAA
Messenger RNA from Galeopterus variegatus (Sunda flying lemur), 3018 nucleotides. It is a transcript of the gene RHPN2, whose product is annotated as rhophilin, Rho GTPase binding protein 2. NCBI's taxonomy places the organism in Eukaryota, Metazoa, Chordata, Mammalia, Dermoptera, Cynocephalidae. The transcript is spliced from 14 exons. Bases 73 to 1977 code for a protein of 634 amino acids. The record is from RefSeq and is a predicted model, not a curated record. Gene Ontology annotation, biological process: signal transduction; negative regulation of stress fiber assembly. Gene Ontology annotation, molecular function: protein binding.